CAGCGAUCUAUCGAGCAGUCUUCUCCUUCGUUAACAAUGCAGCUUAAACUCACCUUACUUGCUCUUGCCUCCUCCGUCUUUGCGUCGGUCUUGCACUCGCGCGCUGAGACUGGUAUCGCCUACUAUGGGUUCGAAAACAGUACCAUGACUGCAUGCGGCAUCUAUUCCAAUGAUACCGACUUUAUCGUUGGUUUGAGCACAGACUACGUGAACUGGGAGCAAAGGGAUAAUUGCUUCAGAAAUGUCACUGUUUCUCUGACGGACGAUCCUUCGACGUCUGUUGAGGUUAUGGUCACAGAUGCCUGCAAAGACUGUGGCGACUCGGCCAAUAUCUAUCUUUCUGUCGCUGCGUUCCAAGCCUUAGGAAAUUUGACAGUUGGCAGAUUGAACGUUACCUGGGACUUUGUUAACUGAGCAUAAGUCGUAUUGUAUGGGAAGCUGGAACAAGUACAUACCGAAAUUAUCUUUGACAACACUAGGUAGUAGUAAACGGUAGCGCUUCCUAUAAAUAAACGGUAG
Molecule: messenger RNA, 519 nt
Organism: Desarmillaria tabescens
Lineage: Eukaryota; Fungi; Basidiomycota; Agaricomycetes; Agaricales; Physalacriaceae
Product: RlpA-like double-psi beta-barrel-protein domain-containing protein-containing protein
Exons: 4
Coding region: 37-414 (125 amino acids)
Source: RefSeq, a predicted model, not a curated record